This is a messenger RNA of Lactuca virosa, 843 nucleotides long. The record is from the annotation of a GenBank genome assembly. Lineage: Eukaryota; Viridiplantae; Streptophyta; Magnoliopsida; Asterales; Asteraceae.
AUGUUGCCUCAUCAAUCGACACCCACAAAAUCGUAUCCUCCUGCUUGCAUCGACCUUCGGCCCCAUCAGACGACAUUGAUUCAUCAUCGCCUUCAACCAUUAGAAUUAGGGUAUACAAUCACCGCCAUUAUCAUCUUUAUCGCCGUGUUCGUAACACCAAGGAAGAACCGGCGAGCAACAGUGGUUGCUAGGUUUGCUUUCCGGCGAGCUGUACCAACCAUCAGAUCAGAGGUUUCUCCACGAAGUCCAUCUUCAUCAUCGCUUCACCUUCAAGCCGUCUCCGGUCGCCGUAAGCCCUUGAGUCCGUCGUCGAUCCUCACUAAAGUGUUCAUCGUUGACUCUUUAGUCGUCGACCCUUUCUACCCCUUCACUUAUUCAUCAGCAACACAAGGAUUCCGUGUAGAGUUGGGAAAACCCAAAAUUUGCUUCAUCUCCUUCUGUGUUGGAAUCAAGAACCCUGCCCCUUUCCCUGUACUCAAUUUCUCCUUUAAAGAAGCCUUACAAAGUUGGAUUAUACCAAUCAUUAUCUUUGUUCUUUUCUUGAUUUUGACAGAAAGCAAUCAGAGUGCAGAUAUGGCUAAAUGCUCGUUCAAGCUUGAACACCCAUUGGAGAAGAGGAAAUCAGAAUCCUCUCGCAUCAGAGAGAAGUAUCCUGAUAGAGUUCCAGUGAUUGUUGAUAAAGCUGAAAAAUCCGACAUUCCUGACAUAGACAAAAAGAAAUAUCUAUUUCCAGUUGAUUUGACCAUUGGUAAAUUUGUGUAUGUUGUUCCAGGUGAUUUCAAUGAAGAUUUUUUCAAGAAUGAGAAUGAUGAUUCUUUCAUGAAUGACAUUGUAUUCUUAUAG